AUGGCAUUAUCAGAUCGGAUAAUAAUAGAAUUUCAAAAAAAGUUAACAUACGUUCAAGUGAGAUCUAACAUCUUCGAUAUUGAAGCUCAUGUGAAUCACCAAACGAUGUCACUAAAUUCAUCAUCAUCAAUAAUUAAUAAUGCCACUUCGGUAUUCGAACAAGAACUUCAGAGUAAUGAUUUGAACUCCGAUUACUUUCCAUUUUUUAAACUUAUAACAUCGACAAUAGACGCAAUAUGGGAGCAAAGUGAACAUCUGCAAUUAAACACAACAGCAUGGAAUAGGUUUGGAGCUAUAAGCAAAUAUUGUUGUUCAAUUUACGGGUUGUCAUGUUUAAUAAUGGCUUUAAUUUUGAAUCGAACUUUAGUUAUGGCAUCAACCAAUAAUAUUCAUAAUCAACAAAUGGCAAUAAAUAGACAAAGACAUUUAGGCGGUAGAAGUACAUUGAUGAAUGCGUAUAAACUGGCUACGGUUUUGAGAAAAUUGAGCGUAUUAAGUUUUAGAAUUGGAAUUGUGGGGAUGCUAGUAUUACAAAUUUAUAACGUUCUAGUGACGUUGAAAUUGAAUCAACAAUUGGGUAUUGCGUCGAAUUCCGAUAUUAUGUGGUUCUAUAAUCUAAUUCCUAGCAAUUUGUUUAAUUAUACUGCAGAAAAAUUUGCUGAUUCAAAAUACAUGAAAACACCGGCCAAGCAAGUCAUGAUUGGACCAACCAGUGAUAUGUAUUGGCCAAUAUUUUUGACAUUUUGUGCAUCAUCAUUUGUGGAAACUUUUGUUGCGUCAAUUCAAGGUAGAAAACCUUUUACGGAAAGUGGUAUCACCAUUUUCGAACAUUCAUUGGCAUUUCAAGAGUUUAGUAGCAACGCAGCUUUUUUCUUCAGUAAUUCAAAUAAUUUUAAAAGACCCACUGAGGAAGUUUUAAUUGUUUCAUUGUUUCUGAUAUUAAAUCAUUUAAAUAUUCAUAUUGGAGCUAUAGUUAAUAAUAAUAGGUAUAGAUUAAUUCCAUCCACAAUCAUUGGAGUUGGGUUCCUAUCAUACUUUAUAAAUGCCAUGGCUCAUGAUAAAUUCUUCAAAUUUCCAACAAUUUUAAUAAUGACGUUCACCCCUCAAGUGUUGAUAAUGUACGUUAUAAUGAUAAGCUUGACGAUUUUUAUUUGUGCAAUCAUCGCAAACGGUUUUAAACUACAAGGUUUAAAUUAUGCAAGUUUCUUUUUACAUGAACAUAAUUCUAAUGAACUUGAAAAUGAAGUUAAUCAUGAGGAAGAAGGGGACAGUUUUUCAAAUUUCAAUAUCAGUUUGAAAGAUGACUUUUAUACAGCAUUAUUAAAUUUAGGGGUUUUAGCUAUAACACUGGCAGGAAAAUCAAGCUACAUAACGGAGUUAAGUCUUGUAACAUUAGAUUCUGAUACAUGGAUUGAAAGAAACCCAAGACAACGUGUUAAAUCUGUUUUUGGAUAUCAAAAUAUAAUAGAUAAACCAGGGCCUAAUUUGAUCACAUUUGCUGCUCCAAAUGAGGAAGACAAAACGGACUUUAAUCAACGAGAUACGAUCAACAGUGUAUUCAGGAAAAGAUACUUGUACAUGAAUCAAAUUGUGUCAUAUCUACUUCAAUUACUUUAUGGCAUUGUGGGCAAAAUAAUCAAAUACCCUUUCACAUUCUUUCAGAAGAAAGACUCACAACCUGCAAGUUACGAACAAAGAAUUUUGAAAACCCCCAAAUUUUUGAGAAAAUACGUGAAAAAGAAUAACGAAAGACGUAAAACUAUUGACAUAAAUGCAUUUAGUGACGAAGAUGUAGAGUUGAAUUAUGCAUCAAUAUUAAUGGGCCAAGAUUUGAAUAACAAUGAUGAUUCAAAUGAUUUUACUGUCCUUCAAGAAUCUGAAUAUGAAUCUGACUCUGAAUAUGAAGUUGAAGAAAUCAGCGUCAUAAGCCAUCCAACAACUGACAUUACUAGAUCACCACUAUAUGAAAUUUUGAAUGAUGAGGAAUCGAGUAAUACAAACUUUGAAGGUAGAUUGACAAGAUCGAAAUACAAAGAACUAAAAUGCUCGAGUAAGAACUCAGAUGAAAGUAGUAAACUAAUAGAACUAAUACUUACAAAUAGAUCAAAUAAUUAUGAUAAAGUAAAACAAGAUCACCUGGAAUCAAACCAUUUGGAAUGCGUCAUUUGUCAAACUAACAUGAGAGAAAUUAUAACUUGGCCAUGUAAAUGUUUCGCCAUAUGCGAAUCAUGUAGAUUGAGCUUAGUUAGUAAAGGAAUUGAAGGUUGCGUCUGUUGCAGAAGAGAUGUUCAAGGAGUUUCCAAAAUUUUUAUACCCUAG
This is a messenger RNA of Lodderomyces pseudojiufengensis, 2319 nucleotides long. RefSeq names its product putative ubiquitin-protein ligase. Gene Ontology annotation, biological process: protein ubiquitination; ubiquitin-dependent protein catabolic process. The record is from RefSeq and is a predicted model, not a curated record. The coding region runs from base 1 to 2319 and encodes 772 amino acids. The transcript has a single exon. Gene Ontology annotation, molecular function: ubiquitin protein ligase activity. Lineage: Eukaryota; Fungi; Ascomycota; Pichiomycetes; Serinales; Debaryomycetaceae.